AAAUUAUGAAUCGAAUCGAUUAUAUGAACGAUUACGCGUGAUUCCUCGUUACACGAAUAUAGUAUCGAAUUAUAUGAACACAUCGAAUGAUUACACCGACAAAAACAUUCAAACACACGAUUCUUUCGCGAGAAAUUUUAUCAACCGUUUCGUGUAACACGAUUUAUUCAACUGAGGAAAGUCACUGUAUAUUGUAAUUGAAUAUCUAGGUUAACUAUAACACAACGAUAUUAACGCUAUAAGGGAGAUAAGGACUUACAUUCACAUAUUUAUAUUAAGAAAAAAGCAUAAGAUCCAUCGCAUUACCGAUAUGUACUUCACAGUAACGAAAAACUGUACCGCCCUCGCGUUAAACAUCUCAGUUACUUUCAACGAAAACCAUCAAAAUUUUCAAUGGAUCCAAAUGAAACUUCGAAAAGUGUGCUAUUCGAAUGCACACAAAUGAAGCAUUGAACUAUCGGAUAUUGGAUUGUAAAAAUAUUUCGCCGAAUCAUAUGAAGUAUCUUUUCAGACUAUAAAUUCAAUCCUAUUGAUGAUUGUACGAUUUGAAAUGUAAGGUUAGAGAGAUGGCCUGUGUCGUCAAACAAUUCUAUACAUACUUAAGUAUACUAGUGCGAAAAUCUUGUCGAAAAUGUUGUCGACUUUAGCCUCUAAGAAAUGUUUGCUGCGUUUCCGAUGGAAUCAUAGGAACGCGAAUAAUCACCGUUCGUUAUUCCUGAGUCCCAUUGGUUAUCAUGAUGAUCAAAAGCAAAAAGAAAUUGAAGCGAAACGAAAAGAAAUAAUGUCACGUGGCCUCCCAAGACAAAAACCUUUGAAGGGUGUCAAGCAGAUAUUUAUUGUUUCUUCUGCGAAAGGAGGUGUUGGCAAAUCUACAAUUGCUGUGAACUUAUCCACUGCUUUAAAAGUUCUUGAACCGCAAAAAUCUGUUGGUCUACUCGAUGCCGAUAUAUUUGGGCCUUGUGUACCUCUAAUGAUGAAUAUACGAGAAUCUCCUGUGAUUAACAGCAACAAACUUAUAGAACCAGUUGUGAAUUAUGGAGUAAAAUGCAUGUCCAUGGGCUUCUUAAUCAAUGAUAAAUCUCCUGUAAUUUGGAGAGGAUUGAUGGUAAUGAGUGCCAUUGAAAAAUUGUUGUAUCAAGUAGCAUGGGAUCCUUUGGAUUAUCUCAUUAUCGAUACCCCUCCAGGAACAGGAGAUACGCAUCUUUCAAUAAUACAGAAUAUCCCAGUCACUGGAGCAUUGUUGGUGACUACAGCUCAGAAGGCAUCUUUAGAAGUAACUAGAAGGGGACUUAAUAUGUUUAAAAAAUUGAACAUUCCAAUUGUUGGAAUUGUAGAAAAUAUGAGCAGCAUUGUGUGUACUAAGUGUAACAAUGAAAUAAGUCUUUAUGAUAAUGAAAUGAAGACUGAGAUCGAAGAAUUUGCUUUUCAUGUAUUCUGUGUAGGUGUGAAAAUCUUACAGACAAUACCUGUAUCCAAAAAUAUUGCGCAAAGUGGCGACAAUGGUAAACCAGUUGUAUUUUCUGCUCCAGAAAGUAUCGAAGCCCAUGCAUACAAAGAUUUGGCAAAGUACAUAAUUUCGUUCCUAGUUAAUGAACCACUACAAAAAUUUUCAGAUUCAGUUUCCGAAAUGAGUAAUAGAAGCCCCACAAGUGUUCAUUCCGAUGUAAACGCUGAGGUUUACGAUGUACCAAUGGAUGUAAUUAUCAGACCCAUUCCCCCGAUCGUCGACGAAGAGAAAGUUGAAAGUUUAAUGAACACAUUAAAGAGUCCUGAAUCAGAAUCCUCUGUGCCACCGAUCGAUGUUUUGUGGAUUAAAGGCAGCGAAGGCGGUGAUUAUUAUUACUCGUUUGGUGGUUGUCAUCGAUACACGGCCCAUCAGAGACUGGGAAGACCAUACAUCAAAGCUAAGCUUAUACAAUCGACGAUAACAGAUUUAAGGACAUACCUUGGUGGUUCCACGCCAGUUUUAAAAUAAAUACAAAUUUGUUUUUACUCGUCUUCUAGGUGCUUUACAGAAACCUUUGUAAAAACGAAUAAGGAAAGUAUUCCUACUUACUACCAGUUCCGUGCUGUGCCAGUAUUAAAAAAUACUCCAAUGAAAAUCUCUGCUUUCAGAUCAUUUAGCUCUUCUCAUAUCAUUUAUUUUACAUCUGUAUCAUACAUACAUAAAAUUUCACUUUCAAAUAUGAAUGCGAACUUAACACUCUUGCCAUGUGUAAAAAUUAGAAAUCUUAAAUACGUAAUUAGAUACGUAAUUAUCUAAGUUUUAUUAAAGUACGAUCACAGCAUACUAAUUAACAAAUGUAUUCAUUUUAUUUGUUAUAUUUUCCUUGUGUUACUUUACCUUACAAAUUGUACCAUUCGAGAAAAUUUGUCCUAAUGUAUAUAAUAUACAAUAGGACAUAUGUACCUACAAAUCAUUGUAGACUCAUAGUUUAGCUUGAACAUAUUCGCAUUUGUAUGUUUUCAAUAAAAUUUUUAAUAUUCUCGUUAGACAUAUAUAUAUAUAUAUAUAUAAAUAUUAUUCUCCGUACGAAUAUGUUAUAAACUUUUUAAAAGAUGAUACUUAUUCAUCUUGUUAUUAUAUUCGUCUAUUGUUCCGUAUCAUUUAUUUAUACAAUAAUGAUAUUAAUUUAUUCAUCUAUC
This is a messenger RNA of Nomia melanderi (Alkali bee), 2646 nucleotides long. The record is from RefSeq and is a predicted model, not a curated record. NCBI's taxonomy places the organism in Eukaryota, Metazoa, Arthropoda, Insecta, Hymenoptera, Halictidae.